AUAUAAUACUUUCCAUUAAUCUAUGCUCUCCCUUGAGCUCUCCUCUUUUGCUGGAAGGAUUCGUGUCUGUUUAUUUAUUUUCCCCAGAAGUGCGGGGACAAUUUGCGCAAGGAGGGAUUGGAGUGGGAUUGGGAGUUCGUGGCACGUGUGACAGAUCCGUGCCGCUCAUCAGGUGAAAGAUAUCAUGAGAAUGGGGCGCGGCUUUGGUGGAUUGCCAGAUCCACCGAGGCGUGCUGUGGUCGAAGAGCUGGCGGAAUUCGGAGCAUCUGUGCACACGUGUGCACGGAACGAAGAGGAGCUACGCCAACGCUUGCGAGACUGGACUGAGUCGGGUUACCGGGUCACCGGCUCAGUCUGCGACGUUUCCUCACGUGCCGCACGUGAGAAGCUGAUGGAGGAGGUCUCUAAUGUCUUCCAAGGGAAGCUCAACAUUCUCAUAAACAAUGUUGGGGGAGGCAUAAUAAAAACAACUGUGGAGUAUACUGCUGAAGAUUACUCAUAUAUAAUGAGCACCACCUUCGAAUCUGCUUAUCAUUUAAGCCAACUUUCACAUCCUCUUUUGAAAGCAUCAGGAUUGGGAAACAUUGUAUUCAUCUCCUCUGUUGCUGGGUUGGUUGCUGUUGACUGCGGAACCAUUUAUUCAGCAGCUAAAGGAGCGUUGAAUCAACUAACAAAGAAUUUAGCAUGUGAAUGGGCAAAAGACAACAUUCGGACUAAUUGCGUUGCACCAUGGCUAACAAUAACCCCGGCGAUUGAUGAUGUACUUGAAAACAAGGAAUUGGUGGAAGAAGUUAUUGGCCGAACUCCUCUUCGCCGCAUCGGAGAGGCGAAGGAGGUUUCAUCUUUAGUGACAUUUCUUUGCAUGCCUGCUGCUUCGUACAUUACUGGGCAAGUUAUUGCUGUUGACGGAGGAGCGUCCAUCAAUGGUUUCUAUCCGACAAAAGACUAGAAUCCAUUAAUCGUUUUUGUUGGAAAUUACAUCCAUGGAGCAAAUGAUACUUGAAUAAAUCUUCAGAUCCCUUUAUGUAAGCUAUCUAGAUUCAUCACUCAAAUAAACCAUUACUUGGGGAACAUGUAUAAGUGAAAUAAGCUGCGGUUAGUACUUGAAAAACAUGAUUUUAUUUACGACAUAUUGAUUGGUCAUCAUUGGAAAGUUCAUACUUUAUCGGA
Magnolia sinica is the source of this 1170-nucleotide messenger RNA. Its product is annotated as tropinone reductase homolog At5g06060-like. Gene Ontology annotation, molecular function: oxidoreductase activity. The coding region runs from base 185 to 949 and encodes 254 amino acids. The transcript is spliced from 5 exons. Lineage: Eukaryota; Viridiplantae; Streptophyta; Magnoliopsida; Magnoliales; Magnoliaceae. The record is from RefSeq and is a predicted model, not a curated record.